Otolemur garnettii (small-eared galago) is the source of this 906-nucleotide messenger RNA. Its product is annotated as tubulin alpha chain-like. Lineage: Eukaryota; Metazoa; Chordata; Mammalia; Primates; Galagidae. Gene Ontology annotation, biological process: mitotic cell cycle; microtubule cytoskeleton organization. Gene Ontology annotation, molecular function: structural constituent of cytoskeleton; GTP binding. Gene Ontology annotation, cellular component: microtubule; cytoplasm. The record is from RefSeq and is a predicted model, not a curated record.
AUGGCAUGUUUGAGUCCUACUCUAAAAGGCUUACCAGGCAGAAGGGUGUAUACACUGAAAGCCUGUAAUGCAGCUGUUCCCCUGCAUCAUUCCGUUUCUCUGUGGUUACCACAGUCCAAGCUGGUCCUGGGGGAUAUUCAUGCAGAGUGGUCAGUUGGUUCCCAGGCCACUCCUGGAAGCUCAGGUGGGAGGAAAAGAAAAAAAGAAAAGACCAACCUGAUGCCCUAUCCCCGCAUCCACUUCCCUCUGGCCACAUAUGCCCCUGUAAUCUCUGCUGAGAAAGCCUAUCACAAACAGCUUACUGUAGCAGAGAUCACCAAUGCUUGCUUUGAGCCAGCUAACCAGAUGGUGAAAUACCCUAGCCACAGUAAAUACAUGGCUUGCUGCCUGUUAUACUGUGGUGAUAUGGUCCCCCAAAAUGUCAAUGCUGCCAUUGCCACCAUCAAGACCAAGCAUACUAUCCAGUUUGUGAAUUGGUGUCCCACUGGCUUCAAGGUUGGCAUCAAUUCUCAGCCUCUCACUGUGGUACCUGGUGGCAACCUGGCCAAGGUACAGAGAGCUGUGUGCAUGCUGAGCAACACCAUAGCUGUUGCUGCGGCCUGGGCUUGCCUGGACCACAAGUUUGACCUGAUGUACGCCAAGCGUGCCUUUGUUCACUGGUACAUGGGUGAAGGGAUGGAGAAAGGAAAGUUUUCUGGCCGUGAGGACAUGGCUGCCCUUGAGAAGGAUUAUGAGGAGGUUAGAGCCGAUAGUGCUGAUGGGGAAGAUGAGGGUGAGGAGUAUCAACCUGUCUACUACAACUUUACACUGUGUUGUCAUGAGACUGUCUUAUUUCUGUUCUGUAAAACUGUCCAUUGUAGUAGUCCUAAAGUGUUAAUAAAGUGUUAAUAAAAGUGAUAUUUUAGA